Cladocopium goreaui is the source of this 3180-nucleotide messenger RNA. The record is from the annotation of a GenBank genome assembly. NCBI's taxonomy places the organism in Eukaryota, Dinophyceae, Suessiales, Symbiodiniaceae.
AUGGCGGAAAUGCACAAUUUCCGCAUUAGGCAGGAACUAAUCCUCGCCGCCCGGCGUGGUGAGUCGACCGCCGUCAACCAACUGCUGGAUCGACAUCGUGAAGCCUUGCGCCGCCUGGUCGAUCUGCGAAUGGACAACAUGGUGAAGCGGCGCGUCGACGCCAGCGACAUCGUGCAAGAUGUACUGGUCGAAGCCAACCGGCGACUGCCCGGCUACCUCGAAGGUCCCACCAUCCCGUUUCAUUUGUGGUUGCGUGGCUUGGCUCGCGAUCGAAUGAUCGACGCCCAUCGCCGCCAUCGCGUGGCCGGCCGUCGCAGUGUCGAUCGCGAAGUGCCUUUGGCCGCCGGUGGAAUAUCAGGGCAGUCGGUGCUCGACCUGGCCCAACAACUCAACGACCCUCGCUACACGCCAGCCACUGCCGCAUUGCAGCACGAACUGACCGAGCAGUUCCAGAAGACACUGGAAGAGCUGGCCGAGACCGAUCGCGAAGUGGUCUUCAUGCGGCACUUCGAACAGCUUUCGAAUCAGGAGAUCGCCCAGGCUUUAAACCUGACGGAAGCCGCCGCCAGCAUGCGAUACCUUCGCGCGGUGAAGCGGCUCAAAGCCAUCGACGAAGCGCAAGAAGCCCGCCUCGCGGCCGUGGUCGCCGACCUGGCCGAUCGACUAUGCCGGGGUGAAGAAGCCGACGUUGAAGCUGCGGCCGCCGAACAUCCCGAGCUGGCCGACGAACUCCGUGAGCUAUGGCCUGCCAUUCGGCAAACCGACUCCAUCGCCCGGGCGUGUACUUCGUCGGUGAACGCCUCCACCGCGAGCGAGGCCGUUUCGUCUCAGCAAUUGAAGUCCGAGUGGCUCGCGGCCCAGCGAUUGCCCCGGCAAUUUGGCGACUAUGAAUUACUCGAAGAACUCGGUCGCGGCGGAAUGGGGGUGGUUUACAAAGCUCGCCAGACGAGCCUCAAUCGGCUGGUGGCCGUGAAGAUGUUAUUGGGAGCCGAGAGCGCCUCGGAUACCGAACGGGCAAGGUUCCGCACCGAAGCCGAAGCUGCCGCGAGUCUCGAGCAUCAGCACAUCGUCCGCGUGUAUGAAGUGGGUGAGAUCGACGAGCAGCUCUACUUUUCCAUGCAAUGGAUCGAAGGUCGCACGCUGGCCGAUCGCUUGGACGAAGGCCCUUUGUCACCAAAAGAAGCCGCCCAACUACUGGCCCCCGUAUGUCGGGCGAUCGACUUCGCCCACCGCAAUGGCGUUUUGCACCGCGACGUGAAACCCUCGAACAUCCUCAUCGAUCAACAACAACGCCCCCUGGUCAGCGACUUCGGCUUGGCGAAACAACUCAAAACCCGUUCCGGCCUCACGCGAACCGGCGCUAUCGUCGGAACCCCCAACUACAUCCCGCCGGAACAAGCCGCCGGAAACCGGGGUGAACUGGGCCCCUACAGCGAUGUCUACAGCUUGGGGAUGAUCCUGUACGAAAUGAUGACCGGCCGCCCGGCUUUCCAAGCUGCCUCGCCACUCGACACGGUGCUGCUGGUUCUCGAACAAGACCCCUUGCCCCCGCGGUUGUUAAACGCCAAGGUGGAUCGCGACCUGGAACUGGUGGCCCUGAAAUGCCUGCAGAAGCCGGUCUCGCUGCGAUACUCAAGCGCUGCCGCAUUGGCCGACGAUCUGGAGUCGUUCCUUUCUGGCGAACCGGUCGCCGCCCGCACCGGGGGCUUUGGGCAGAUCCUGGCCCGUUGGUUUCGCGAAACCCACCAUGCCGGCGUGCUCGAGAACUGGGGCCUGCUUUGGAUGUGGCAUAGCCUCGUGCUGCUGGUGCUGUGCCUCACGACAAAUAUGCUGCAUUGGCUCGGCAUCGCGCAGCCCUGGCCGUACGUCAUUCUGUGGGCGGCAGGGUUGGCGAUUUGGGCCCCCAUCUUCUGGAUGUUCCGCCGCCGCGCAGGGCCGGUGACGUUUGUCGAACGUCAAAUUGCGCACGUUUGGGCGGCAAGCAUGGUGGCCAGCGUCCUGCUGUUCGUCAUCGAGAUGAUGCUGGAACUGCCCGUGCUUACGCUGUCGCCCGUGUUGGGGCUGAUCGCCGGGAUGGUCUUCUUCAUCAAGGCUGGUACGCUCAGCGGCGCGUUUUACUUUCAGUCCGCCGUGUUGUUUCUCACAGCGGUGCUGAUGGCCGCCCUGCCCGACCACCGCAUCAGCACCGUGCUCCCCGGGGUGAUCAACCUGCCUCACGAAGGGAUCGAACUGCCCGACAUCGGGCUGACGAUCUUUGGCUUCGUCGUCGCGGCUUGCUUCUUCUUCCCGGGGCUAAAGUACUAUCGUCAACGACUUGCCGCCCACACCAACGGCGGGCAAGACAUCGUGAGGAGCGAUCUCAACUCUGCGUCGAAAGUUGAUUUGGGGGCCUACGUCCUUCAGCACUACGUCGAGCGAGAUGUUCUCUGCGUUGCCUGGAGUGGUCGCAAUUCUGGGGAACUCCACGGAGUACCGCUGCAGCCCGUUGACUUGGCCCGUACGGAUGAGAUUGAGAAGCACCUCAAUGCCGCCGCGCCCGAUUUGAUCAUCCACUGUGCGGCCAUGUCGGCCGUGGGCGAAGCAUUUCAAAACUCCGAGCGAGCCGAGCUGAUUAAUGCCACGGCAACCGAGAGAAUCGCCGCCUGGAGCACCGAGCGAGAGUGUCGACUCGUCUAUAUCUCGACCGACAUGGUCUUCGAUGGUGAAAAGGGUAACUACGGCGAGGACGACGAGGCGAAUCCGCUCUCCCGCUACGGCCGCAGCAAGCUCGAAGGCGAGCCACCUGUUUUGCGUUCACCCCAAGGUCUGGUGAUUCGCGUCAGUUUGCUCUACGGAACUUCACUCAUAGGGCGCCCAACGUUCAUGGAACAACUGCUAGCGGCCAUGCGCGAGGGUAAAAUAUUUCGAUUGUUCGACGACGAAUGGCGGACCCCGCUCGAUCUGUCUACCGCCGCCCGAGGCAUCGCUGCAGCCGCCGAGAGCGAAACCGCAGGGCUCUUGCACCUGGGCGGAGCAACACGGCUCUCACGCUACGAGAUGGGCCUGCAGAUCGCCCAAGCGGCAGGCCUCCCGACCGAAUCGAUCGAAGUCGUUUCCCGGUGGCCCGGCCAAACUUCACUGAAUCGCUGCAGUGAUAGCUCCCUGGCCAUGGAGCGGAAGACGGCCGCAGCUACACAGUAG